Vigna unguiculata (cowpea) is the source of this 2266-nucleotide messenger RNA. Its product is annotated as inositol phosphorylceramide glucuronosyltransferase 1-like. The record is from RefSeq and is a predicted model, not a curated record. Lineage: Eukaryota; Viridiplantae; Streptophyta; Magnoliopsida; Fabales; Fabaceae.
GCAAUGUGGUAAUGUUUUUAUUAUUUUUUUCUGGCCCACGAUGUCAUGCAAACUCGGUAGGUAUCAAAACACAGUAGGCCACAGCAUGCAGAGCAAAUUCAAAUCCCUUCAACGGUUCGAAUUCUGAGCGAGAAGGGAUUUUUACGGAGAAAAUGUUUAACGUGAAGAAUCGAGUUAGAAUGAAAUCGUGUACAAGUAUAUGGUUAUGGCUCACAGUUUUGUUGUUUUCAGUUCAAUCUUUGGGAUCUGAGAGGAGUGACGUGGCAUACGUGACUCUAUUGUACGGAGAUGAAUUCUUGUUGGGCAUUCGAGUUCUGGGCAAAUCUAUACGGGACACUGGAUCCAUCAAAGACAUGGUCGUUUUGGUCUCUGAUGGUGUCUCUGAUUAUGCCAAUAAUGUUCUCGAGGCUGAUGGGUGGAUAAUUGAGAAGAUUAGUUUGCUGGCCAAUCCUAAUCAAGUACGUCCAACGAGAUUUUGGGGUGUCUAUACAAAGCUCAAAAUAUUUAACAUGACUGACUACAAGAAAGUUGUUUAUCUUGAUGCUGACACUAUUGUGGUUAAGAAUAUUGAAGACCUAUUCAAAUGUGGGAAAUUCUGUGCUAAUUUAAAACAUUCUGAGAGGUUGAAUUCAGGAGUCAUGGUGGUGCAGCCAUCUGCUGCCGUCUUCAAUGACAUGAUGAGUAAAGUAAACACUCUGCCAUCUUACACUGGAGGGGAUCAAGGGUUUCUCAAUUCAUAUUACUCUGGAUUUCCCAACGCACAUAUUUUUGAGCCAAAUUUGACCCCCGAAAUGUUGGAAAAUAGACCAGUUCCUGAAAUGGAGCGACUUUCCACUCUUUAUAAUGCAGAUGUUGGUCUUUACAUGCUGGCUAACAAGUGGAUGGUAGAUGAGAAUGAACUCUGCGUGAUUCACUAUACACUUGGCCCUCUUAAACCUUGGGACUGGUGGACAUCUUGGCUGGUGAAACCUGUUGACGCCUGGCAGAAUAUAAGGGAACAGCUGGAGGAAACCCUUCCUGGAACUAAAGGAGGCCAAAAUCCUAAAGAUUAUUUUCUUGUAAACUUUCUUUUUCUGUUACCAUUUUGUGCUGUGGUGUUCUUCAGCUAUCGUUCAUUUCUAAAGAAUCAAGGGUACUAUGGUUCCUGUUGUAGAAACUCACGUGAUCAUGUCAGGCAACUUUAUUACAGGAUUAAAUCAGGGGGGCCAAUUGUAUAUACUACUAUUUCUACCUCAACUAUCAGUUCCACUCAUCAGCUCAUAGAAGGUCAGAACAAGGUGCCUGCAUAUUUGGGCAUUACUUCUGUCUGUGUCUGUUUGUUGGCUGCCGUGGUGUCUCUUGGACUAGCUUUCUUGAUAGUACCUCGGCAAGUGGCUCCAUGGACUGGUUUCCUUUUGAUGUAUGAAUGGAUAUUCAUAAUCUUCAUUGUACUAUUUGGGAGUUAUCUCAAUUUGAUUUAUCAUUGGGGAAAAAUUAUGGCAUCACAUACGCCUUCCUCGUUGACUCAUCUCAAAUCUUGUGAUGAGGAUUCUGGAAAAGGUCACCAGCGUCAGAUGUCAUCAUGUAAUGCUGCUACGUGGUUCUAUGGUUUAGGGAUGGCCUUCUUGGCCAUUGCUGCUCCCUGUUUGCCUUUUAUUUUUGGGAUCACUGCAUUGUUUUUACGGUUAGGUUUGAUGGUUGUCGGGGGCGUAAUAUUAGUAUCUUUCAUGACAUACUCUUCGGAACAUCUUGCUAUCAGAUCAUUUGUGAAAGGGUUUGAAGAGAGGGAUGUCGCACGCAAUGCAAGCUUCUGCUGUUGAUUGAAUUCUUUGAGGUGAUGCAAACUGCGGUAGAUCAUUUCUUUAUUCACCUCUAUUUCAUUAAAAUAUGGAUCACGGAUCCAUGCAGGACUGGGAUACGUUGCCAUACACCAACCCUCACAUUUUAUCUGAGCUUGGACUGCUCAUGCAAAAAUUACAACAAAGCGUGGCAUUACGCUGAAGAAAUUCUUAGGAAAAACUCUAAAUUUAGUUUUUGAUAAAACCAAAAAACUUUUUAAUCAACUGGUAGUGUGGUUGUUAUUGUAUUCAUCUAGCUUAUCUAAUAUAUUGAGAGUUAGUGUGGUUAUUAUUGUAUUCAACCAACGGGAAGCAUUUUUUGACAGCUACCCUAUAGUCCUAUAGUUGAACACAAUAAUAACGGGUAGCGUUGUUCCAUUGACAAAUGUAAAACUAAUUUUGUCAACUUAGCAUAAUGUAUUUUUCCUAGUUAUCAUAAUUGCAUUUUA